UUUCCAAACCAAGCAUGGAUUGGUAUCCUUUUACAUUCUCUCUGUCACACAUGCGGUUUUAAAGGCUUGUAUUCACACACACAUACACACACACUGACACUCACACUCACACACAGCUGCACUUGACAGUCUGCAGCCGGCCGUCCAUUGAAACAGAAACAACAGGGGGAAUUAAAGGAAGAAACUGAAGAACUCUGGAGUAAGGACUUUACUUGAAGAGACUGGAGUAACACUUGAAGACACUGGUGUAUUGAUUGGGUGAUAGUGAUCCAGGGUCUGGCAGUAACUGAAGAGAUCCAGCUAAAUCAUCUGUGUGUUCGGCAUGAGCUGCUCUGCUCUCCGUUGGCACCCAUGAAACGCUUCAGCAGCCUGAGGGGAGCUAAAAAACGGAAGGACCAAGAAGGACGGACUGGAAGACGGCAAUCAGAGCCGCACGGCCUCCUCAGAACCA
Messenger RNA from Danio rerio (zebrafish), 451 nucleotides. It is a transcript of the gene prkag2a, whose product is annotated as protein kinase, AMP-activated, gamma 2 non-catalytic subunit a. NCBI's taxonomy places the organism in Eukaryota, Metazoa, Chordata, Actinopteri, Cypriniformes, Danionidae. The record is from RefSeq and is marked validated. Gene Ontology annotation, cellular component: cytosol.